Molecule: messenger RNA, 1917 nt
Organism: Xenopus laevis (African clawed frog)
Lineage: Eukaryota; Metazoa; Chordata; Amphibia; Anura; Pipidae
Gene: pigc.L
Product: phosphatidylinositol glycan anchor biosynthesis class C L homeolog
Biological process (GO): GPI anchor biosynthetic process
Cellular component (GO): glycosylphosphatidylinositol-N-acetylglucosaminyltransferase (GPI-GnT) complex; membrane
Source: RefSeq, marked provisional
GUGUGUAAUAUCUGAAGCCAGGAAUCAUUUGCAAAAGCAGAAAUACAAGUCUUUUCUUACAGACAGGCUGCUACAGUUAAAUGUCUGGUUUUACACUGAGAGCAUCUGGCAAAGAAGAGGUAUGAGCCCAGUGCUGCAAAGUCCCAACCCUGGUGUUGACCAUUACUCCAGUCUGUCAUGGGGAGCAGGAAAUCCUCCUCCAGCUCCAGUGGGUUCCCCGCCUAUCUGGAAAAAGGUGUUAUAUGAGCAUCAGCCGUUUCCUGAUAAUUAUGUGGAUAACCGCUUCCUGGAGGAACUGAGGAAGAACAUUUAUGUACGUCGGUAUCACUAUUGGGCAGUGGUGUUUGAAGCUGGAGUAGUAAUCCAACAGCUCUGCAGUGUUUGUGUGUUCUCUUUUAUUUGGUGGUACAUGGACCAGGAUUUGCUGUCUCCUCAGAAGCUGUGUGGGGUUGGCUUGGCUUUCACACUCCUUGGCUACAUAUUAUUUGAUGCUGUAGACCAAGGAGAAGGAAGAAGAGACAGUGGAAGAACUCACUGGGCUGAUCUGAAGAGCGCACUAGUAUUUGUAGCGUUUACUUAUGGUUUUUCCCCAGUGCUUAAGACACUGACUGAAUCUAUUAGCACUGACACAAUUUAUGCCAUGUCAGUCCUUAUGCUUCUUGGACACCUGGUCUUCUUCGACUUUGGAGCCAAUGCCGCUGUAGUUUCUAGUACUCUUUCCAUAAACAUGGCCAUUUUUGCUUCAGUUUGCCUUGCUUCACGACUUCCGCGGUCCCUUCAUGCUUUUGCUAUGGUCACCUUUGCCAUUCAGAUUUUUGCUCUGUGGCCGAGCUUGCAAAGAAAGCUGAGGGCUAACACUCCUCGAACAUACAUAGGCGUAACCUUUCUCUUUGCCAUUUUUGCCUUGGCCGGAUUAUUGAGCAUUUCGGGUGUGGGGGCUUUGCUGUUUUUUCUCCUCCUCCUCUCCGUGGCAUUUUUGUGUCCGUACUGCUUAAUUCGGCUGCAGCUUUUUAAAGAUAAUAUUCAUGGACCGUGGGAUGAAGCAGAAAUUAAAGAAGACCUUUCUCGCUUCCUUAAUUAGAUAUGUGCAAGUAAAUAUGAUGUAUUGCUGACAGCUUUGUAAGGAAGAAUACAGGGACAAUUUUCUUUUUUAACCAUUGGGGGUUAUUUUACUACAGUUUUUGAUUUUAUUUCUAUGGAGUUGGUCAGUUAUUCUUAGUAAGAGUUUAGAUAAGAAACGGCAAGCACUCCGAACUCCACUCUUAUGGUAAAAAAAACGUUUCGUAUACAAGGAUACAUAGUCAUGACUACGUAUGCUUGUAUACGAAACGUUGGGUUCGGGCGAUGCACCCGGGCCACUCGACAAUUUGGGUGAGUGCUUUUCUGCCAAAAGGUGUUCCAUACCUAAGCGGAGGACCUGGGUUUUAUACACCCAGGUCAUAGUAUUUACAGGGUGAGCGGUUUUGUGUUUUGAGACCCAUAAAUUGCAAUUAAAUAUAAUUAAUUCAAGCAGCACCCGUUUAAGUAAAACAAGGAAACAGGACAGAACAGCUUAUAUUUAUGGCUCAUAUUGCAAGAGUUUAGAUAUCCUCCCCUGAGACUACAUAGCCAUUUAUUGGCCUGAUCAAUUACUUUUUAAUCUAUUUAUUUACGUCCAUAUUCCACAUGAGUGUGACAUAACAUUUGUGGGUUUAUAAUAUAUUCUGAAGACCUGAUUUCUGGUGUAGGGAGUUUGCCUUGCUGCUAGUCUGUUUUUAUAAUUUUAAAUUAAUUUAACCCCAGUAUGGCAAACAGGUCCAUUUUCACCCGCUGAAAGACCCAGCUCAACUCUGACCUAUUUUCCUCUUUUGUACCUUGGCUGUGGCAAAUGAUUGUACAAUUCUUCUUUUAAUAAUAAAUAGUUUUUUGUUUCUGAAU